AUGGGUUAAUAAGGAAUUUAAAAGUUAAAAUGUUAGAAAGAUGAUCAUUAGGAUGAAAUAGAUAGUGUUUGUUAUAAUUAGGGUUGCACAAAAUUCAGAUUAAAUUGUUUUAAAUGUAUGAAGAAGGGGAUCCAUCAUACUCAUCUUGAUGAUGUUGAAAAAAUAAACAGUUUGAAGGAUUAUAUUGAAAUGUAAAACAAGGAAUGUGAUAAUUUAAUUAAUAAUCUUAAUAAAUUAGUAGAAAGAGUAAAUCAAUCAUAUUCAUAAUAUAAAUAGGGAAUCAAUAGAAAAUAUUCUCUAUUAAAAGAAAGAUUAUUGUAAUUGAAUUCAUAAUAAAUAAACGAUUUCUUAAAUUCAACUAUAACAUUUACAGAAUAUAAAUAAUCAAUAACAACUAUCAUCUCAGAUAAGAUUAAAAACUUAGAUGAUACUUUUAAUAAUUUAUAUGAUUAAUUACAAUUAUUAUCAUUUGAUUAUUAUUAAAUAAAUGAUAAUGAAAUCAAAUUAUCAAAAUAAAUGUGUAAUCAAGGUAUUACAUCAACUAAAUAUUUAGGUAUUAAUGUAGCUUAGGAAUAAAAAUAUGAUGAAUCAAUAUAAUUAUUAGAUAAAUCAAUUUAAUUAGAUCCGAAUAACUAGGAGGCACUAUGGCGCAAAGGUAAUGAUCAUAAUAAUUUAUAAUUAGGUUAAUGUUUAAGACUUUUAGAGAGAUAUGAGGAUGCAAUCACUUGGUUAGACAAAACAUUACUUGUUGACCCUAAACUUGUUAAGUCUUUAUGUAAUAAAGGUAGAUUUAUUUUGGAUUGAUUUAUUAAGGUAAUGUUUAACAAUGUUAACGAGAUAUGAGGAUGCAAUCACUUGGUUAGAUAAAGCAUUACUUAUCGAUCCUAAAGAUGUUGAUUCUUUAUGGAAUAAAGGUAGAUUUAAUUUGAAUUGAUUUAUUAGGUUAAUGUUUAAGACUUUUAGAGAGAUAUGAGGAUGCAAUCACUUGGUUAGACAAAACAUUACUUGUUGACCCUAAACAUAUUUUGUCUUUAUGUAAUAAAGGUAGAUUUAGUUUUGAUUUAUCAGGUGAGUGUUUAAGAAAACUGAAGAGAUUCGAUGAUUCUGCGAAAUACAUAGAUUUAGCCCUUCACAUUAAUCCUAAUGAUACGUUUUCACUUAAUUAAUAAGGUAUAUAUUUAAUAUAUUUUUAAAGGAUUAUUGUUAGAAGAUUAAUAAAAAUAUGAAAACGCUCUCACUUAUUAUGAAAAAUCAUUAACAUUAUCACCUAAUAAUUAAUAGACUAUAAUUAGGAAGCGUAUAAUUAAUUAUUAAAUUAGAAUUAUGUUUGACCCUUUUAAAGCAAUGA
Paramecium pentaurelia is the source of this 1348-nucleotide messenger RNA. NCBI's taxonomy places the organism in Eukaryota, Ciliophora, Oligohymenophorea, Peniculida, Parameciidae. The record is from the annotation of a GenBank genome assembly.